GCUUUCGAAAGGCGCCGCACUGUUGCAGGAAUGUCGUAACUCUUCUGGACAUGCGAUACGCGCAUGUAUCGACUGCGCCACGUAACCUUGCUCUGAACCGCCAUGUCCGACCAACGACGGUCUCCUUCUCUGCAAUCAGUCAACAGUACGGAUUCAUUUGGGAGUUUGGGUUCCAUCGACAGCGCCGCAAGUCCUGUGCGCAAAACACGACCGUUCAAUCACGACUCGGAUAGCAUGCUUGCCUCCGCUGAGAUCUCUGCUCAUGGCAUCGGAUCCAAAGCUCACGAGAUGCCCUCGUCGACUGAUACUAGUCACAACCGCGAUGCUCCUUGCGAAUACUCGUCCGGAUGUUUCUCCCCGUCGCCUGCGCCUACAAGGAAGCAUCCUCGCUUCUACCUAGACUCCAAGACGUUUGAGAUCAAGCUGGACGACGGCACACUGUACCGCGUCCUCCGCCAAUCCUUCGAGACGCACUCGACCGCCUUCGCUGCGCAAUACCUUGGCAGUUUUGUCGAGGAUGAGCCCAUCGCACUGUCAGGCGUCUUAGCAGAGGACCUGGACCGAUUCCUCUCCUUGAUAUAUCCAUCCGAACUCGCGACCUGCGAGCUUUCUACAGCCGACGAAUGGCUCUCCGUCCUCCGCCUUGCUCGCAAGUGGUCCUUCCCUACCCUUCGGACGCGCGCGAUCCGCGAGGUCCACCUGACCGGCAGUGCCGUCGACAAGAUCGCCGCCGCGCGGGAGUUCGCGGACAUCGAGGAGCUCCAAGGAUGGCUGCUGCCCGCGUUCAAGGAAGCAUGCUCCGCGCCCCGUUGGCUGCGAUUGGCGAGUCUGCAGGACGCAGAGCGCCUGGGUGCGGGUACAAUCCUCGCUAUCGCUCGAAUAAGGGAGGAAGCGCGCGACGCUGAGGGGACGUACGACGUCGAGCGGGCGAUCGUGGUGGCAGGACUGGCGCCGGAUCCGACUCCAGUCAAGAGAACACGUACGGCAACCCAAGCCGAUGUUCUGCGGCACAUGUUCUCUGGUCGGCCGGCGAACCUCACUGAUGUGACAGUCGGCGAGGCCUCCUUGAGUGCGAGCGUCAGAGAGCCUCUGACCCUCGUUUCCACCGCGCCCGCAUCCUCUCCUCGUAUGCCGCAACACCACGAUGACGUGUCAUGGCCGCCACCAAUGGCGUUUCGGGAUAGGCAGAGUACUCGUCGGGGAGCGCCUGGGCUUUCAGCUGAAUCAGUAUCAUUCUCGAACCCAGCGACAGGCUCGCGUGUACAUGUGGACAAUAAGCCCGAUAAGAGGACCGCACCUCCUCCAGCCGCAGAGGCACCUCCCGCUACGAUGCGUGAAGCGUGGCCUCCCUCCUCCUUUGAGGCAUGGUUAAAUCCAUCGGCUGGAGCCUCUCUACUACGUUCUGCGGCGCCGCGAUCACUGGACACCUCACAGGCGAUGGUGGUGUCCCUUGAAGAGGCAGAAAUGUUCUCGCCCCCCGUUGGAUCCGCUUUCUUGUCGCACUCCGAUGAACCACCCGCUUCCCUGUCUACUCCAGUGCUCAAUGCAACGCGGGAGCCAUCUCCUCACCCUUUGAGUAAAGGUCAAAAGAAGAAGUUACACAAGAAGAUGAGGAUGAAGGAAAAGGUAGAGGCGGAUAUGGAUAGGGCGCAUGCGAAGGGGGCGGCGGCGAAAGAGGCACGGAGUCAGGAGGAAGAUGAGAGGCAGAGAGAGGAGAAGGAGCAGUCCUUGGCGGAAGAUGCACAGACGCAAAUCAAGAACGGGCCGCGAUUGAAUACGGACGAAAUCAUGGAUGCUGGUAGCUCAGAGUCCCAUACUGGUCAUGGCGCAUCACAGAAAUGCGAACCGGUGCUGGUAUCUACCCCAGUAACAGGGCAUGGCGCAAGCGGUGGUGCAGUCUUUUCGACCUCCUGAGGCUAUUGGAGAGACGGAGCGCGAGUCUAAGGAGGACGAUGUGGGGGAGGCCGAACAAGGGGAGCGGGCGGAAAAGGCUGACUGAGGUUCGGUUGGGGUAGACUCCCGUUGGAAGUCCAUCUGCAUAGUGGAGCGCGUCGAACGUUGCUCUUAGCGCGCGGAGGAAGACAUCUCGAGAUUGCAUGUUAUAUUCGUUGGAUCAGAUGUAAAGGAUACGAUACGUGCGUAGUGUUCACUUGGCUGUACACCGCCGUCAAGCAGCGCAGAUCACAUAUGCUGUGAACUUGGUCAG
Molecule: messenger RNA, 2206 nt
Organism: Schizophyllum commune H4-8
Lineage: Eukaryota; Fungi; Basidiomycota; Agaricomycetes; Agaricales; Schizophyllaceae
Exons: 3
Coding region: 103-1914 (603 amino acids)
Source: RefSeq, a predicted model, not a curated record